Molecule: messenger RNA, 2602 nt
Organism: Anopheles funestus (African malaria mosquito)
Lineage: Eukaryota; Metazoa; Arthropoda; Insecta; Diptera; Culicidae
Gene: CCDC151
Product: outer dynein arm-docking complex subunit 3
Exons: 2
Coding region: 196-2088 (630 amino acids)
Biological process (GO): outer dynein arm assembly; cilium movement
Cellular component (GO): cilium
Source: RefSeq, a predicted model, not a curated record
AGGAAAUUCCUUCACGGUUCUUGCGAAAAUAGAACUGCCGAAACAUUACAGUGCCUCGCAUCGAAGUUGCCACCGGCAACGUGAAAUAAACAUCCCGGAAUCCGUACACCUUGUUGGAUCGAUACAGCGAAGGCAGUCUGAGUUUCAGUUGUGUUUCAGUGGUACGUUUGAGUGUACACCGACGAGCGGUCCAACAUGUCGACACCGAAACCGAUUCUGAAUGCGGAAAAUCUUGCCCUUACGAACAAGCGUAUUGGCGAGCUGAAAAAGAAGGUAAUGCUGGCCGAGGGCCAAAAGAAAGCGUACACGGAAGAAUGGAACGACAAAAAGAAGGCCCAGAACGACCGGAUGGCCGAGCUGCGGAAGGAGGUGCGUGACCUUACGAACAAGCUGUCCUACCUGCACAAUCCGACCAGCGCCAAGGCGCAGAAGAAUGUGCAGGAGAUCAAGCGGCGGGUACCGUUGCCGCCCGGUGCAAAAUCGGUCGCCGAUGCGCUGCGUAUCGUCGACCUGAAGGUGAUCGAUCUGCACAAGCAGACGGACGUGACCGAGGACCGGAUGCGGAAGCGCGAACGUCACUUUAAGCAGCUGGUCGAACAGUACCAGGCGCUCGUCGGCUAUCGGGACGCGAAAUGUGACGGUUCCAAUCCACCGGAAACGAUCGAAGAGGACGCAAAUCGGAAGCUGAUCACGCGGCUGGAAAAUGAAAUCCAUCGCACGACGGUACAGUGGAUGGAGGCGGAACACAUCCGGAAGAAGUACCGCGGCAUCAAGUCAUCCCUAAUGCGCGAUGCGGAAAAGUUCGAAAGUUCGCUGCUGGAGCUGGAACAGGCAAUUACGGAGCAGCAGGCAGAAAUUAACAAGCUGGAGGAGGUACACAAGGAGGCGGUCCAGAUGCGGGACAGCACGAAGACGAUACUGCAACGGCAGGAGCAAACGACACACUACUCGAACAAGGCGCGGGAAAAGCAGGCGCAAGAUUUCCGCCGCCAGGUGGAGGAACGUAAGCUCGAGCUCGAGCGGUUGGAGCGGAAGAUUUUCUCCUCCGGCAAAACGCUCAUCCACCAGGAAAGCAUACUGUCUGGAUCGGGUGAACAUGGCCGGGGCGGGGAAGGUGGUGACGACGGGAGCAGCCUGCACGAUAAGGACGGUGCAUCCGAGAUGGAGCAGAAGUUCAAGAAGCUUAUGCAGGCGACGGGUGUUAGUGCUGCCAGUGAGGUUGUCGAUCGGUUCCUGGCCCAACGGGAAGCAUCCGCCCGGCUCACCUACCUGCGCACGGUGACAGAGAACGAGAAGAAGCAGCUGGAGGCACAGCGCGAACUGAUGAAGGCGCAGCUGGACGCAUUCAAAUUCGCCGACGUCAAGGAUAGUGAUGUCAAUCAGGAGGAGCUGGAAAAGAUUAAAAACUCCAUCGAGGAGCAGAAGCAGCGGCGCGAAGAGUGUGACAAAGCGAUCGAGUACACGCGUAAUGUGUUCGACACGAUCAAGGAUGCGCUGAUCGAGCUGCUGCUAAAGUUGCGUGAAAUCGAGGAAAGUCUCGAUACGGCUUCACCGUACGGACGCCGUACACCGCUCAAACCGGCCGAACUGAAAGACAUCACGUCCGGCAAGCUGGCGGUCGAGGAGCUCGGCAAUCUGCUGGAGGAACGCAUCAAGCUUGGUCUCAUCGCCAGCGGACAGUUGGCGGCCGACGUCGACAGUGGACUAUCGGAGGACGAAGGUGAAGUGGGACCGACGGCAAUAACGGGCACAUCACCAGCUACCCCACCAACGCCGUCCAUGCAGCAGCUUUCACCCGCUCCGGGUGGGACCGCUUCGGCCGCUGGCAGCAGCGUACUGUCCACCUCAUCACCGGCCGAAGAUCGCGAAAAGCCACCAGCCUAUCCGCCCGUCUACAUGAACCUGAUCGCAGGCCGAACCACCACCCAAAUCUCAUCAAACUCACCCGGCCAGGGCACGACUGUCGUGCUGUCCGAUGACGAAGGUGACGUGCCGUCACGCAGCUACCUGAAACGGCAAGCCAACAUGAUCAUCGAGGCAAAGUCACGGCGCAAAGGUUUCCGAAUGCCGGUACCGAAAAGGCGCUAGACACAAGGAUAUCUCACCUUGGCUUUGUGUUGCCAUACUUCAAGAACUACGGGAAUAUAGGACAACACAAACAAGGAUAAUAAAAUGGUUAUAUUAAUAAGUUGGCAACGAGAAUUUUAAGUUCUAUAUAAUAAAGAUUCACCUUUUGCCCAUCCUCAACGCGUUGUUCGUCCACGUUGUCAUCUUUCUGGCAUCCGAUCCGGGUCGAAUUUCUGAAGUCCAAUUUUCUGGUCCUUUUCCCAGGUGAUAUUAUACACGGUUGAGCGCUACAUAUACCAUUCAUUAAUCUCAAUCUACUCUAAUAUUCUUGAAGUUCUUAAGGAUACCCUUCUUCAAAAAGAACUUUUUAGAAACUAAUAAAACUAAACUAAAAUAAAAAGAAAACUUAUCGUUCUUUGAUUUUAGCUAAAGUAUUUCAUCUUUAUAUUUCUUCACCUGGUAGUGUUAUAGCUCGUUUUUUAAAAACAAUUACUUUUGUUUUCGAUUUUUGUUUCUUUUUUUCUCGUCUAUUUCC